UAAAACAUCAUCUUUAAAUUGACAGUCCUUUCCUCUCCAUAAUUGUUGGUUUAAUAAUAUAGAUCAUCAGCAAUACAGACAAAAAUGAUCUGUAUUACAGCCCUUCUUUUAUUACUGGCAGGUAAUGCUCAUGGAGAUGAACUUCUUUCCCGUCAAAAGCGGAUCAUAGGAGGUCAAACAAUUACCAGAGGUGAAUGGCCAUAUUUAGUCAGCGUACGUGGGAAAAUUGUAACGGAAAGACUAUUCGGAAUAUUUCCAAUAAAGCACAGGCGUUUGUAUUGUGGAGGUUCUCUGAUUAAUGAAAGAUGGAUACUAACUGCAGCCCAUUGCUUCGAUGAAGGGUACCAAGGAAGAGAUCCAUCAAAUUGGAAAGUACGUUUGUCAACAGUAGAUUUAGGGAUAAAUUUUGUUGAUGGUGUAAAACAUGUGUUUGGUAGACUUUUUGGCAGAUCGGAUUGGAAACAGCUGAUCAUCGACGCAGAUAGGAUUAUAAUGCAUCCCGGAUACAAUAAAAAUAAUGAUUGGGAAAAUGAUAUAGCAUUAAUCCGGUUAAAACAGUCAGUACCUGCAGGCAGAUAUGUAGGUAACAUCAAACUUCCUAGCAGUAGUAUCUCAUUCCCUACAGGUACAACCUGUGCAAUACAUGGAUGGGGAUGUACCGCAAGUGGACAAUGGUUAUCAAAUACUGCAAUGAGUGUUAAUCUUCCAGUUUUCAGUGCUGAGUAUUGCGGAAGAUUAUUUGGCAUGCAAAGUAUGGAUAGUAGAAUGUGUGCUGGUUAUAUAUACCAAGGGAAAGGAAUAUGUAAAGGUGACAGUGGUGGCCCAUUGACUUGCAAGAAUGCUGCUGGUGACUGGAUACAAGCUGGAAUAGCCUCGUUUGCAAGUCGGUCAAGUCCUGGGAAUUAUCCCGGUGUAUUUACUCAAGUAUCCUCAUUCAUUCCUUGGAUUAAUAACAUCAUAGGACAGUGAAAAUUUGCGAGUUCAAUGGAUACAAAUUAUAAUGUUUUUGUCAGUUAUAUAAACAUAUUUAAAAACAGGACGCCCUUGUAUUAAGAAUAAUUAUAUUGAAAGAAAAAUAUAGGAUUUUGAUCUUUAAGUGUUGAGGCAUAUGUGCAUUUCGUACAUGUUUGCGACCAAAUAUUGAAAAUGCAGUUAUUUUCAGUAAUUUUUUGCAUAUUUUGGGAACAAAAGGCAAAUUUACACAAUGCUGACUAAUUUCCCAAUAAUUCUUUUGUCAAAUGAAUGUGCAGCGGAUGUGAGAUGAAUCCUGUUCUGAAUGUCAAUCAUUGAAUGUGUAAAACGUCAACUGUUUAUAUGAAAAAUAGCAAUAAGGUCUUACACAUGUAGUUGUUUCAAACAGUAAAUAAAGAUGUGUCGAGAUCCCUCUUCAACCCAUAGAUAAGUUAUUGGUAAAGAAAUGAUCAAAGCAAUAUAUAAAGCACAAAACACAAUAUAAAUACACAUUCAAAACAUUCAAAACAUUGCCAUAAAAACGAAUAUAACUUUAAAAAAUUGUGAUUUGGAUGAAGGAUUGUCUCAUUGGCACACAUAUCCCUCAUCUUCUGUUAUCUAAUAAAGUGUAUAAAAUUAAUAAAUAAUUAUAAAAAUUUAUAGCGCAAAAAUAAACGUUAAUAAUGGAAUGCAAGUUCU
Molecule: messenger RNA, 1650 nt
Organism: Mytilus trossulus (common blue mussel)
Lineage: Eukaryota; Metazoa; Mollusca; Bivalvia; Mytilida; Mytilidae
Product: serine protease 1-like
Exons: 8
Coding region: 85-969 (294 amino acids)
Biological process (GO): proteolysis
Molecular function (GO): serine-type endopeptidase activity
Source: RefSeq, a predicted model, not a curated record